AUGCGUCGGCCUUCAUUACUGAGUGCAUCAAGGCUAAGAGCCAAGAUCGAGCCUCAGCUCCACAGGAGAGUACCAUUUGAGCCUGGUAUCUAUGCCAACAGUCCACGAUGGUCCAACAAAGACCUAGAUCCCAUUCCUCCAGAAGGGAGGACUUGGGGUGGGUUGGACUAUUGGGCAUAUUGGACGUCCGAUAUGCUCGCUCCGCCGCUUGCAUCGACAGUGUCCAGUGUCAUGGCAUUAGGAUUCACUGCUCGAGAGACCAUUCCCAUUGUCUUCUUUGGUUUCAUGAUCUGCUCCGGGGUCAUUACCCUGACCGGGAAGAUGGGCGCUACAUAUAGUGUCCCCUUCCCUGUCAUUGUUCGAAGCAUCUUUGGCAUGUACGGGUCUCUGCCGGCGAUCUGCAUUCGAGCAUUUGUGGCUCUCAUGUGGACUGCUAUUUUGACCGUCCAAGCCGGUUCCUUCCUCCAGCGAUGCAUUGAGGCCAUCUGGCCAUCAUUCAUCGUUUUCCCGAACCAUUUACCAGAGAGCGCUGGAAUUACUUCCGCUGGACUUCUCUCAUUUUUCCUGUACUGGUUCAUCCAGACAGGCCUCUCCCUCAUGCCCAUCAGGAAGCUCCGAAUUCUUUUCCUGAUCAAGGGUGUCGUUGUUCCCCCCACAUUCCUUGCCCUCUUCCUCUGGGCUGCAAUCGUGACGAAGGGCGGCGGUCCACUUGUCACCGGUCGCACUGAGCUCACAUCUAGCUACAUGAACACGGCGUACUCCGCGUUGACUGGACUUAAUGCGAUAAUCGGCCUGUUCUCCUCAAUGGCAGUGAACAUGCCUGACUUUGGUCGAUUCUCCAAGAACCGGCUAGCUGGUAUUCACCAGUACUUCGCUCUUCCCAUCAUCGGAACCCUUGGUUCUCUCACACCCAUUUUUGUCACUUCGGCGCACCAGUACAUCUGGGGAGAAUUUGAAUGGUAUAUGCCAGCUGUCAUUGCCAACUUCGAUUCCCGUGCCGCCAAAUUUUUUGUCUCUGCGUCCUUUAUCCUCGCUACCAUCGGCAACCAGGUUGCGGCUGGUACAUACCCCUUCUCCAACGACGUCAGCGGACUCUUCCCUCGUUACAUCAAUAUCUUCCGCGCCACCCUUUUCAUCUGCCUUUUCUGCGUGGUCUCCACGCCAUGGAACAUCAUCAAAAAUGCCGAGGGUCUUCUCGCUUUUUUAUCCGGCUACUCCUGUCUCAUGGGUCCUCUUGCUGGUGUUAUGGUCUGCGACUACUACAUCAUCAAGAAAGGGAAACUUGAUGUCCAUGCUAUGUACCAAGAUAAGAGCAUCUACUGGUACACGGGAGGCUUCAAUUACCGUGCUUACAUUGCAUUCAUCGUCGGCUUCGCGCCACUGAUGCCGGGUUUCGCUAAGAGCAUCGACCAUGAUCUCAAUGUCGGCGGUGGCUGGAGGAUAUACUCCUUCGCAUGGAUCUUUGGGUUCACCUUUUCGUCUUUGGCCUACUAUGUCAUCUGCACGUGGAUCUGGCCCCAGAAAGAGAGCUUGGUUGAAGAGGCAGUGCUUCCGCCGCAAAUCGGAGACGUUACUCCGAGCAUCGAGGGAGAGGCAGUUGAAGAGACUAAGGUCGAGUAUACUGCUACGGAGAAGAAUGUUAGUCCUGUUUAGGUCCAAAGUCGCGAUAUUGUCCAAGAGAGAAGGCACAGAGCUGUAGCUAGACGGUCUUUACUGGAUAUUAUGUCCCCGCGAUUCUGAUUGAGCCUUG
Eremomyces bilateralis CBS 781.70 is the source of this 1750-nucleotide messenger RNA. RefSeq lists its product as uncharacterized. Gene Ontology annotation, biological process: nucleobase transport; transmembrane transport. Gene Ontology annotation, cellular component: plasma membrane. The record is from RefSeq and is a predicted model, not a curated record. Bases 1 to 1653 code for a protein of 550 amino acids. Gene Ontology annotation, molecular function: nucleobase transmembrane transporter activity. NCBI's taxonomy places the organism in Eukaryota, Fungi, Ascomycota, Dothideomycetes, Eremomycetales, Eremomycetaceae. The transcript is spliced from 5 exons.